AUGGCAUUCCGUCUCCCAACCCACGCCCCUCCUCGUCGACAGACAUCCUAUCCUGCCUCUGAACAACGGGCCCUCGAACUUGCUACACAUACUUCUCAACACCAACAGCAAAUAGACGACGAUUCCAAAGAAUGGAUUCUCUUUUCUCCGUCGCAAGCUGCGUCGACAACCACCCGCACCCGGAGCGACUCCACCGAACGAACGGCACGCACCGCUGGUGUCUCGCGACUGAGCGACUUUAGCUCCUUCAAUGCGGCCACGCAUGCAGACACAGGCGAUAGUGCGUCCGUUGAUGUGUUGGAUGAAGAUGCAACGGAAUUAGACAGUCUGGAUGAUGGUCUUCCUGACUUUAGGGAGUCCAACGCGCCUGAUAGCAGUAAUUACCCCGUAUUACCCACUCAUGACGGGUUAGGGUCAUUUCAUGCAUCGGGACAACAAGUCCAAGAACAAUUAUGGCGAUACGAGCAAUUCAACCCGCGACGGUCAGCGGACGCCGCUCCCACGCGUCGCUCAAGUCUACAGAAUCAUUUGGCGACGGUAGACGAGUUAGAGUCGCUCGCUGAUCGAGAGCGAUGGCAGCGGAUCGAGAAGUGGAGAACAGAACAGAGUCGUAUAUUACUUGAAGAAAUUGAGCGCGAGACAAGACGGCGUCAGCGACGUAGUAGUCGCGGCAGCAUUGGAGCUACCUCUCGCAGAUCUGGAAAUGACGCUCUCGGAAGUAUUUCCGAGACGAAAGCAAUGGAUGUAUCGAGUAUGUCUUCAGACGCGGCCUGGUCGCAAGGAGAUUCGUCGAAAGAAUCGAUUUUGCGUCGUAUUACGCGAAAAGUGAUUCGGGAUUUGAUGGGCAUUGAUGACUCCAUCCUUUCUGUCAUUCUUGGGGAGUCAUUGGCUGAUGAUAUUCAUCUGACCUCAUACAUUGAUGAAGACUCACAUCCUGAUAUCCGCGAGAUGCAAGAAGCUAUCCGAGAUGUCCCUGUAACGGUUUUGUCAGCAGAUGAGAAUGCAUGGCAGGAACGUCUGCUUCAACGAAUUGCACGCGAACUUGGUGUUCUUGUUCAUCAAAUUUGGGAACACCCUGGAGCAUUCAGUACAUAUUUACGCGCAGAGGAUCCAGCCGAGUUCUAUGCUGGUAUGCCAGUAACAAGUUCACAACCAUCAAUACAGCCCAGUUCAAGAAUAACUCCAUCCACACCGCCACAAACAACAACAGAAGAUAGCAAUAUAUUUUCAGUAUCAUCACCUCAAUUCAACCCAACGCUUCAACACGACCCAGCCACAGCUGAACACGUUGCUGAAUGGGGAAUCGACGACGGCGAGAUCGGCGCAGCUACACAAUCGCGGACCAGAGCACCACAAGAGUCAUCGACAACUCCACUUGCCACUCAAGAAUACGAAUACUGGGAGCAAGACCUUGAUGUCACAAUGAUAUUCCGCUACCUCAUGAACCGCUUCCGCCGAGGCGACAAGCAAGGCAACGCCGACACCUCCGCAUCAACACCCCCCUCCACAACCACAUCCAACGAACAAGACGCCUCCAACCGCGCAGCCAUCAUCCGCCAACACCAUCCUCUCGUAGCGCGCGCCCACGCCCGCUCUCAAGCCCGACAACUCGGUCUACGCGCCCAAAUGCGUGCAGCGGGAAUCUCAACACCCACCUCCCCUAUAUCCCGUCACCAUCAUCAAGUCAACCGCUUCCGUCGCCCAAGCUCCAGUUGCGCUAGUCAGAGUACGAAAGUAUCCGCUAAACGCACCCAUAACGGGCUAGGAAGUGGUUCUAGUCGCCCAUAUUGGGAUAUAGGCGGUAGUGUGGGUAGUGGCAGUGCAGCUGUAUCUGUCGGCGGACCCGCUGGUAUCGGGGCAUGGGGUGAAGUCUAG
Talaromyces marneffei is the source of this 1875-nucleotide messenger RNA. RefSeq lists its product as uncharacterized. The coding region runs from base 1 to 1875 and encodes 624 amino acids. NCBI's taxonomy places the organism in Eukaryota, Fungi, Ascomycota, Eurotiomycetes, Eurotiales, Trichocomaceae. The transcript has a single exon. The record is from RefSeq and is a predicted model, not a curated record.